This is a messenger RNA of Eutrema salsugineum, 1221 nucleotides long. RefSeq lists its product as uncharacterized. Bases 1 to 1221 code for a protein of 406 amino acids. The record is from RefSeq and is a predicted model, not a curated record. The transcript is spliced from 2 exons. Lineage: Eukaryota; Viridiplantae; Streptophyta; Magnoliopsida; Brassicales; Brassicaceae.
AUGGCUCCUCGUAGAAAGAAGAAAAAGAAGAAGAGGGGUGCAGAGAGUGCUUCAAUCCGUGAAGGAGAAGCAGAGAGUGCUUCAAAUCCGAAUCACGCUGGAGCGUUAGUGGUGGUCGGCGAAUCCUCAUAUCAUGACGAUGAAGAUGACUGCCAAGUAGGUGGUGAUACUGAUUGUGAAGAUAUUAAUGAUUCAGAUGAAGAUAAUGGAGAGGGUAAUGGAGAAACUGGUUUAGUAGUUAGGAAAGAUGUAAACAUCAACAUUGCAGACGACUUUGCAGCCAUUGAUGAAGAUGGAGAGAAGACUGAUGAUGAUAGCGGCGAUGAUAUAUGGGAUGACGAUAAGAUUCCAGAUCCUCUCUCAUCUGAUGACGAAGCCGAGAGGAACGAUGAUGAAGACAGAGCAAUUCCAGAGCGUAGAGAAAAUCCUGAUGAUCCAGAGAUGUUGAUUCAGUAUGAGAAAACUUACAACUCUGCUGCAGAUUUUAAGCUUGCAUUAUUGACGUACUCGCUUAAGACAAGGUAUGAUAUUAAUUUUUACAAGUCUGAGAGUACUAGGGUUGCUGCUAAGUGUUGUUACAUUGAUAGUGUAACAAAAGUUGAAUGUCCUUGGAAAGUUUACGCUUCUUAUGAGAAGAAGAAACAUAAGCUGCAGGUGAACACCUAUAUCAAUGAGCACACUUGUGUUAGGUCUGGUUAUUCAAAAAUGUUGAAGGUUUCUGCUAUAGCUACGUUGUAUGAAGAAAGAUUGAGGCUGAAUCCAAAGAUAACAAAAAUCAUAAUGGCUGAGGAGAUUAAGCGAGAAUACAACUUGGAAGUGACUCCAGAUCAGUGUACAAAAGUUCUGAGGGCUAGAAAAGCAAGUCAUGAAUCUCAUUUUGCUCGGAUAUGGGAUUAUCAGGCCGAUGUCUUGAAGAAGAACCAAGAUUCUGAAUUUGAUAUUGAGAUUAUCCUGGGACCAAUCAUUGGCAGCAAACAAAGGUUCUUUCGGCUCUACAUUUGUUUUAAGUCACAAAAGGAAUCUUGGAAACAAACCUGUAGACCCAUUAUAGGGUUAGAUGGUGCUUUUCUAAAAUGGGAUAUAAUGGGUCAUCUUCUAGCUGCAGUAGGAAGAGAUGGAGAUAAUAGGAUAGUGUCUAUUGCAUGGGCUGUGGUAGAAAUUGAAAACGAUGAUAACUGGGAUUGGUUUGUCAAAAAGCUAUGUCAUAGUCUCGGACUCUAA